Hypanus sabinus (Atlantic stingray) is the source of this 7825-nucleotide messenger RNA. Its product is annotated as basal body-orientation factor 1-like. The transcript has 11 exons. NCBI's taxonomy places the organism in Eukaryota, Metazoa, Chordata, Chondrichthyes, Myliobatiformes, Dasyatidae. The record is from RefSeq and is a predicted model, not a curated record. Bases 133 to 1710 code for a protein of 525 amino acids.
UUCCUUGCAUGUCGCAUCCCCCAAACGUUGUGUAUCUCGUUUCCUGGGUAACGGCUGCGGGCCCGGUGCGUGACCGACCGAAGGCAGAAUUAACUUCCAGCACAGCAACUCUGAACUUAACUGUACUUCACCAUGCCGAAGAAAGCAAAAGGAAAAAAGAAAAAAGAUGAAAAAUCUGAUGCGAAGGUUUCCAUGGAUUCAGAUGUGGAAAAAGCAAAAGCCAAUGCUACUUUGUGGGAAUCCAAGUUGAAUGUUAUUGAGAAGUCACGAGUGGAAUAUCGCAACACAGCACAAAUGCUUGCAAGAGCCAAUGAAACUUUAAUAAAUGAUCGGUUUCAUGUAGAAAGGGAUACUAUGGAAGUGAUCUCAUAUUUAAAGAAACAGGACUUGGAGAAAGAGGAUAAGAUUAACCAACUUCAACAGCAGUUAGUAGAUCAAAAGCAACAAGCAGCUGAUGAGAAUAAGAAAAUGAUCGAAAUCCACACCCAACAAACUGAGCAUUUGCAAAACAAAAUGUUGCAAAAGAUUAAAGAAAUGCAGCUAAUUCAAGGAGAAUUGAACAGGGUCAAAGAAUUCAGGAAGAAACAAGUUUUCCUGGAAAAUGAAUUGGAUGAUAUAAAAGAGGCUAUGAACACAGCAAACAAAGAACACAAAGAAACACUGAGGCAGCUGGAAAACAAAUUUUUUGAAGGAAAGGUCCGCUUGGAGCAGGAGGCAGAGCAGAGGCUGAAUCAGCUGACUGAGCAGGCUCACAUUGAAGCCGUUAUGAAUCUUAACGAAAAGGCUCAAAGUGUCUUUAAAGAAAAUGUAAGACUACAUGAGACAAUAAAGAUCUACAAGAUGGAAGAAGAACAAAGGAGGAAGAGCUACAAGGCUCUAGAAGAUAAAAACACACAGCUUGCCAGUGAAAAGGAAAUCAAUGAGCAAUUAGUGAAAGAGAAAGUAUCAGACAGCAAGCAGCAGAGAGAAAAGAUCAAUGAGCUUCAAACAAAGGUUGAGAACCUGGAGAAAGCUUUGGGACAUAUGGCGGCUGAGUUUGAGACAGCAAAACAGAAGAUAAAGAAAGAAAAUGACUUUAAAAUGGCAACCAGCCAGGUAGAGAUCGCAAGGCUAGGGGAAGUAAUUAAGCUGAAAGAUAGAGAAAUGAACCGGGUGAAGAAACUUGCUAAAAACAUCCUGGAGCAGCGCACUGAUGUAGAAAUGUUCUUUCUUCAAUCCCUUGAAGAAGUGAGGCAACAAAUUGCCUAUAGUCGGGCUCAAUAUAAACAAGCAGCUCAAAUUGCAUUUCAGAGAAAGAUGUUAAAGGCACAUACUGGCAAGGAGGAUUAUCCCAAAAUCAGGACCUUUGCCAAGAGCGAGUACAGUACAAACUGUGUGUACCAAGAUAUGGAAGAAGCUGAUAAGAGCAUUCAUUUUGGAAAAGUGAGUAUCUCCGACUUGACCUGGGAGCAGAAGGAGAAAGUCUUACGCCUUUUGUUUGCAAAGAUGAAUGGAUUGAAAACAAACAGGAAACAGUAUAACAAAAGUCUGGUCUCCUCAGCUUCACCCGAGACUAUCAAAGAGGCAGAACAAGCCAGCACACAAGAUGAAAAUCCCAAUCCCACUUUUAUAACCCAGGCUGCUAUUGAUUCGGUUUCAAGUCAUGUCGGCACUUUACCAGAUCUCCAGUUGCCGAAAGAAGUUACGUUACCAGAAAUCGUACCAUCAUAGAUUGUUAAAAAAUUAAACAAUGGAUUUAUAGUGAAUUAGUAUCUGAAAGGGUGUAUGUGAGAAAAAUCCUAAAAUUGGUGCACAAUUAAAGAAUGAAAUUUCAAUUAAAAUUUAGAUUUUUUAAAAAUUAAAUUUUUUUAAGAGCUUCAAACAUCACAUUUUAAAUAAGAAACUUUGCUCUAAGUGGGACAGAGUUGUACAUUGGACAAUGCAGAAGAAAGGCAAAGCUCAUUUAUCACCCCACUUAAACUAUGAUUUCAGCUGCAUUGCCCCAGGGCUAUGUAACCUAGAUAUUCGGUUUUCACCCUGGAAUCAACAAAUGGAUUUCUGUGUGCUGGAGUACUUAACAGUUGCUGAAGAGCAACUCCCGAAGACACUUAAAGACUUUCCAGUCUAGAGGCACAGUGGAUACUAACACCUAAAACUCCACCACAAAAAAAUUCAGGAAGCAGUACUAGCAUUUGACUUCCUCCAAGUUCAGCUGCACACAAAUAUUUCUCCACCUUACACUUGUUUCACCAUGACCUGCAAGCUAUGAUAUUAACAAAUGGGCCUACUGUAAAGGGUGGUGUCAAAGAUGCAUCUACAUCCUGACACUUACCUCAAAUCUUUCCUGCUGCAAAUUCCAUUAUGCCUUCAACAAACCUAUGGGAGUGUUUAAUCUUCAACUCUAAUGGGAAAGUUUCACCUACAUGGCAGAACUAAAUGUGGCUGUACCCCUUGACAAUAAGUACUCCUGUUUAAGUACUGUUAGGGGGCACAGCCUAACUGGGGGAAGCGGCAGUGGCCGUGCCUCUGGCACAGAGUCUGACCUUUUGGCUCAGAAGGGUAGGGGAGGUAAGAGGAAGGCAGUAGUGAUAGGGGACUCUAUAGUUAGGGGGUCAGACAGGAAAUAUGUGGACGUAGGAAAUAAACUUUGAUGGUAGUUUGCCUUCCAGCUGCCAGGGUCCAGGAUGUUUCAGAUUGCAUCUAAGAUAUCCUGCAGCUAGAGGUCGUGGUACAUAUUGAUACCAAUGACAUAGGUAGGAAAAGGGAAGAGGUCCUGAAAAAGGACUACAGAGAGUUAGGAAGGAAGUUGAGAAGUAGGACUGCAGAGGUAGUAAUCUCGGGAUUACUGCCUGUGCCACGCGACAGUGAGAAUAGGAAUAGGAUGAGGUGGAGGAUAAAUGUGUAGUUGAGGGAUUGGAGCAGGGGGCAGGGAUUCAGAUUUCUGGAUUAUUGGGACCUCUUUUGGGGCAGGUGUGACCUGUACAAAAAGGAUGGGUUGCACUUGAAUCCCAGGGGGACCAAUAUCCUGGUGGGGAGGUUUGCUAAGGCGACUGGGGAGAGUUUAAACUAGAAUUGCUGGGGGUUGGGAACCGAACUGAAGAGACUGGGGAAGAGGAAGUUAGAUCACAAAUAGAGAAAGCUUGUAGACAGUGUGAGAGGAAGGAUAGACAGGUGAUAGAGAAGGGACGUGCUCAGACCGAAGGCUUGAGAUGUCUCUAUUUUAAUGCAAGGAGUGUUGUGAACAAAACGGAUGAGCUUAGGUUGUGGAUCAGUACUGGGAGAUAUGAUGUGCUGGCCGUUACAGAGACUUGGAAGGCUCAGGGACAGGAUUGGUUACUUCAAGUGCUGGGUUUUAGAUGUUUCAGAAAGGACAGGGAGGGAGGCAAAAGAGGUGGGGGCGUGGUACUGUUGAUCAGAGAUAGUGUCACGGCUGCAGAAAAGGUGGACACCAUGGAGGGAUUGUCUAUAGACUCCUUGUGGUUGGAGGUCAGGAACAGGAAGGGGUCAAUAACUUUGCUGGGUGUUUUUUAUAGGCUGCCCAAUGGUAACAGGGAUAUCGAGAAGCAGAUAGGGAAACAGAUCCUGGAAAGGUGUAACAAUAACAGAGUUGUCGUGAUGGGAGAUUUUAAUUUCCCAAACAUCGAUUGGCAUCUCCCUAAAACAAGGGUUUAGAUGGGGUGGAGUUUGUUAGGUGUGUUCAGGAAGGUUUCUUGUCACAGUCUGUAGAUAAGCCUACAAGAGGAGAGGCUGUACUUAAUUUGGUAUUGGGAAAUGAACCUGGUCAGGUGUCAGAUCUCUCAGUGGGAGAACAUUUUGGAGAUAGUGAUCAUAAUUCUAUUUCCUUUACAAUAGCAUUGGAGAGAGAUCGAAACAGACAAGUUAGAAAAGCAUUUAAUUGGAGUAAGGGGAAUUAUGUGGCUAUCAGGCAGGAAAUUGGAAGCUUAAACUGAAAACAGAUGUUCUCAGGGACGUGUACGGAAGAAAUGUGGCAAAUAUUCAGGGGAUAUUUGUGUGGAGUUCUGCAUAGGUACGUUCCAAUGAGACAGGGAAGUUAUGGUAGGUUACAGGAACUGUGGUAUACAAAGGCUGUAAUAAAAUCGAGUCAAGAAGGAAAAAAAAGCUUACAAAAGGACCCUGGUCAGAACGCAGUUGGAGUAUUGUGCUCAGUUCUGGUCACCUCACUACAGGAAGGACGUGGAAGCCCUAGAAAGGGUGCAGAGGAGAUUUACAAGGAUGUUGUCUGGUUUAGGGAGCAUGCCUUUUGAGAAUAGGUUGAGUGAACUCGGCUUUUUCUCCUUGGAGCGAAGGAAGAUGAGAGGUGACCUGAUAGAGGUGUACAAGAUGAUGAGAGGCAUUGAUCGUGUGGAUAGUCAGAGGCUUUUUCCCAGGGCUGAAAUGGUUGCCAUAAGAGGAUACAGGUUUAAGCUGCUGGGGAGUAGGUUCAGAGGAGAUAUUGGGGUAAAUUUUUUACUCAGAGUUGUGAGUGUGUGGAAUGGGCUGCUGGCAACAAUGGUGGAGGCAGAUACAAUAGGGUCUUUUAAGAGGCUUUUAGAUGGGUACAUGGAGCUUAGUAAAAUAGAGGGCUAUAGGUAAGCCUAGUAAUUUCUAAUGUAGGGACAUGUUCAGCACAACUUUGUGGGUUGAAGGGCCUGUAUUGUGCUGUAGGUUUUCUAUGUUUCUGUGAUCCAAACUUUAGUAAUUAUGCUCCAGCAAGCACACUUGCAUUUAUUUAUUUUGAGAACGAGCAUGAAUAGACCCUCCUCUUUGGACUGUGGAGAAAAACCCACACAUUUCAUGGGGAGGACGUACAGGGACUCCUUAUAGAGUAUACCAUGAUAGAACUCCGAUGCCCUGAACUGUAAUAGCAUCGUUGCCACUGUGGCAACCAUUUGUGCUUUCUGAGCUGAACUUUAAGCCUUUGAGUGAAAUGUGAGAAAAUAGUUCUUACAUUGUGUUAAGGCAAAGGCCCUCCCGUUUGCACCAUAUUGUCCACUGAUAGUUACAGAAAGCCUCUAGAAAAAUGGAUCUUCCCCCAUAUUGUGGAGCCUUCUCAAUGAUUCAUGAUGAAAUUCACCGCAGUCUUCCAUGCUUUUUUAGCCAAUUAAGAAAACAGGUAACUGAGAUUUAAGAUACCCAAUCUGGAAUAAAAUGUAUAGGUCCACUAUAGAUAGUAGUGAUUCUCGCCCUCCUACAUGUGAUACCUGGAGAUCUACGGCCAUUAGCUUAAGGCACUCAAAAAAUACCAACACUAUUUCUGCCAAAGAUCUCCAAACUCACCAUUAGGGUAAGUGGACCACGUCAGCGUCGUCUGCCAGACCAAACAUCCUCGGCACAGAAACUAUAGUUACACACACUGUGCAAAAGUCUCAUGCACAUGAGUGCCAAAGACAUUUUGCACAGUACUGUAUAUUGGUUGAAAUUGGAAGGUGGUCAGGAAACAGAAGUAAGAGUACUCAGCUUUGUAUUAGGUCAGUAGUAUUAAGUGCUAUUUGGAGACUGGAAUGAUGUUAUAUACUGUCCUGUGCAAAAGUCUUAGGCAUCCAAGCUAUCUUUUUUAAGAAAUGAACAUACCCACCAACAAUGGAAAUGAAUAAACAGUUGAUGUUUCAGGCUGAGACCCUUCAUCAGGACUCAAUAUCUAAUGAGGUCCUAAAGGCCCAAAACAUCCCACUACCGAACACAUUUUUCCCUCCCCCGCCCUUUCUGCUUUCCACAGGGAUCACUCCCUAUGCGAUUCCCUUGUCCACUCGUUCCCCGCCCCCCAUCCCUUCCCACCGAUCUCCCUCCUGGCACUUAUCCUUGCAAGCGGAACAAGUGCUACACCUGCCCUUACACCUCCUCCCUCACCACCAUUCAGGGCCCCAGACAGUCCUUCCAGGUGAGGUGACACUUCACCUGUGAGUCGGCUGGUGUGGUAUACUGCGUCCGGUGCUCCCGGUGUGGCCUUUUAUAUAUUGGUGAGACCUGACGCAGACUUGGAGACCGUUUUGCUGAACACCUAUGCUGUCCGCCAGAGAAAGCAGGAUCUCCCAGUGGCCACACAUUUUAAUUCCACGUCCCAUUCCUAUUCUGAUAUGUCUAUCCAUGGCCUCCUCUACUGUCAAGAUGAAGCCACACUCAGGUUGGAGGAACAACACUUUGUAUACCGGCUGGGUAGCCUCCAACCUGAUGGCAUGAACAUUGACUUCUCUAACUUCUGUUAAUGCCCCUCCCCUGGAUAUAUUUAGUUUUUUUUCUCUCUCUCUGCCUGUUCUCCAUCUCCCUCUGGUGCUCCCCUCCCCCUUUCUUUCUCCCUAGGCCUCCCGCCCCAUGAAUCUUUCCCUUCUCCAGCUCUGUAUCCCUUUUGCCAAUCAUCUGUCUGGCUCUCAGCUUCACCCCACCCCCUCCGAUCUUCUCCUUUCAUUUUGCAUUUUCCCCUCCCCCUCCUACUUUCAAAUUGCUUACUAUCUUUCCUUUCAGUUAGUCCUGACGAAGGGUCUCAGCCCAAAACAUCAACAGCGCUUCUCCCUAUAGAUAUUGCCUGGCCUGCUGCAUUCCACCAGCAUUUUGUGUGUGUAGCCCAAAGCAUCGACUGUUUAUUAAUUUCCAUAAAUGCUGAGCCCCUCCAGUAUUUUGUGUUGUGCUCUGAAUUUGCAACAUCUGCAGAAUCUCUUGUAUUUGUCCUCACCAACCUAUGAGAACCUCUUGCCCAUGGAACAGCAUUGAAGAUGAGACUGAGAAUCUUGAGGUCUUGUGAUGGACCGUAUCACAAACAAGCCAGCCUUCACAUGUCCAAAAGGUGAAAUGAUCUACAGUGGCCUCAUUAGUCAACUUAUAGCCAAAGUGGAAGCAGACUCAAUGGACCAAAUGGCCUAAUUCUGCUCCUAUGUCUUACGGUUUUAAAUCAUUCUCGCUUUCCAGAGACUGCCCAAGAACCAGCAAUUGUAUCAUUGAGUAAAUGGCAAAAGACAUUUUGAAUGUCAGCUCUAAUAUAUUUUUCUCUUUAAACCAUGUUCACUUAAGACCACAGGACAUCUAAAUUCUCUAUGAAUGACACUGCAUUUAAAAGACGCAAAGGAAAAAAUAUGUUCUAAUAUCCAUAAAAAUUACAAAGAAGAUGCAAUGUUUUUAUUUUGUCAACCCACAUCAAGUAUAUUCCACACGAUUAAAUACAGUAGUCCCCAUGUACAUCCUCGCCCACCCAACCUUGAGGGUGAUAAUGCAUAACUAACUAAUCUUCUGUUGUAUCUGCCUAGAUGAACUAUACCUCACAGCACUGAAGUCAGAUUUAUUGUCCACAUGAAUUCAAAACUUGAGUACAAAAAUCACAUUGUCUGUAAAGAUACCAGAACAUUGGUUAUACAACAGAAAGUACCACCCAUUAACAUGCCAGUUGCACACAAUAUUGUCACCUCAACUGGACAUGAGGAAGACCAAUUUAUCAUCAGUUUUUUUUUGGAGAUCUGUGAUAUUCAAGUCAAUUGUUGGUUGUUGAGCCAGACUAUGAACAGGGCUGCAAAUAAAAAAUGUUUAAAAACAGUUUAGAAUUAAAAGUCUUUUUACAACAUUGUUUCUGCAUGAAUGUCAUCCAUGUUUGUUCUGAAGAUUGCCAUUUUGUUGGAAUGAGGGCUCAUUGAUUCCACCUUCCCUACACUACCCUACACUCAGCAGCAGGCAAUGACAAUGAUAAGAAAUGGAGAAUUAGUCCUAAAUGAAAUGUGAACUAGGCUGUAGCAGUUUGAACUGUGGGCGGGACAGAGCAGCAGGUUAGCUUUGCUUAGUGAUUAUCCAGUUAGGUGCUACAUGAUCAGAAUUUGCUAUCAACCUCUCCAGCAGAAACUGCUGCACACCAUUCACAAGACAGAAC